Messenger RNA from Pestalotiopsis fici W106-1, 552 nucleotides. RefSeq lists its product as uncharacterized. Gene Ontology annotation, biological process: protein acetylation. Gene Ontology annotation, molecular function: N-acetyltransferase activity. The coding region runs from base 1 to 552 and encodes 183 amino acids. The record is from RefSeq and is a predicted model, not a curated record. The transcript has 2 exons. Lineage: Eukaryota; Fungi; Ascomycota; Sordariomycetes; Amphisphaeriales; Sporocadaceae.
AUGGCACCAGCAGCUUGCACAGUUCGACAUGCUCGUCGGGAAGAUGUCUCGACGAUCCUGGACUUGAUCCGGGAACUCGCCGACUACGAGCAUGAGCUCGACGCCGUCGAGGCCACCGAGGAGACCCUCCUCGCCACCAUUGCCUUUGCGCCGGCCGGCGUCGAGUCCACCUCGACGGCGCCCCAGACGGAAUCCACAUCGCCGACCCGGCCGGCGCGCUGCCUGCUCCUCUUCAACGAGGCCAACGCCCCCGCCGGCAUGGCCCUGUACUUUUACAACUACAGCACCUGGCGGGCCAAGGGCGGCAUCUACCUCGAGGAUCUCUACGUCAAGUCGUCGGAGCGCGGCAAGGGCUACGGCAAGAGGCUGCUCGUCGAGCUCGCCAAGGAGGUCAAGGCCAUGAAUGGCGGUAGACUGGAGUGGUCCGUCCUCAAGUGGAAUGAGCCGAGUAUCAAGUUUUACGAGUCCAUCGGUGCCACAGCCAUGAACGAGUGGGUUGGCAUGAGGGUUGAUCGUGAGGGUUUGACCAAGCUGGCUGGUCUUCUGGACUAG